Ailuropoda melanoleuca (giant panda) is the source of this 1387-nucleotide messenger RNA. It is a transcript of the gene UCHL3, whose product is annotated as ubiquitin C-terminal hydrolase L3. Gene Ontology annotation, biological process: protein deubiquitination; ubiquitin-dependent protein catabolic process. The transcript is spliced from 10 exons. Gene Ontology annotation, molecular function: cysteine-type deubiquitinase activity. Lineage: Eukaryota; Metazoa; Chordata; Mammalia; Carnivora; Ursidae. The record is from RefSeq and is a predicted model, not a curated record. Bases 277 to 1254 code for a protein of 325 amino acids. Gene Ontology annotation, cellular component: cytoplasm.
GGUAGUGGAUUCAGAUUCUUUUUCCUUGUGCAGUAGGGAGGUGGCUUCUCUUCUCCUCUCAGAUUGUAUCUUAAUUUGUAAGACGUGAGUGUGGCUCUGCAGAGAGCAAGAAAGGGACCAAAGUGUUGUUAAGUCCUCUUCGUUCUUCAGCUCCCCUCCCGGGGUGGGGGCGGAGGGUUAGACGGUCCCAGGUCAAGAAGCGCGGGGGCGGAAGCGGCGGCGGCUGCUGCGACGGCGGCUGCUGUCAGACCUGGAGCGGGGCCGGACGGAGCGGCAAUGGAGGGUCAGCGCUGGCUGCCGCUGGAGGCCAAUCCCGAGGUCACCAACCAGGUGAGUGAGGUGUCUGUCGCUCGGGACCCCGGAGCCCUCCCUGCCCGCCUCGCCUGCAUCUCUACGCUGACUAGGAACCUGGAAUUAGAUUCAUUUCUCAAACAAUUAGGUCUACAUCCUAACUGGCAGUUUGUUGACGUAUAUGGAAUGGACCCUGAACUCCUUAGCAUGGUACCAAGACCAGUGUGUGCAGUGUUACUUCUCUUCCCUAUUACAGAAAAGUAUGAAGUAUUCAGAACAGAGGAGGAGGAAAAAAUAAAAUCUCAGGGACAAGAUGUUACAUCAUCAGUAUAUUUCAUGAAACAAACAAUCAGCAAUGCCUGUGGAACAAUUGGACUGAUCCAUGCUAUUGCCAACAAUAAAGACAAGAUGCACUUUGAAUCUGGAUCAACCUUGAAAAAAUUCCUCGAGGAGUCUGUGUCAAUGAGCCCUGAAGAACGAGCCAGAUACCUAGAGAACUAUGACGCUAUUCGCGUCACUCAUGAGACCAGUGCCCAUGAAGGUCAGACUGAGUCCUCCUCGCCAUCCUCAUCACAGCCUCAUUCUAGCCACUGCAGAGCGAAGGCCUCAUCACUGUGUCACCAUGCAUCCCUGCCCUGGGUCAAACGUAACCAUGUAGGCCCUGCAAAGGCUACCAGUCCAUCUCUCCGUCUUCGUCGCUGGCGACCCUUCUUACGCCUACCAUCUAUGGGUCUCCAUUCUGUUGCACCAAGUAUAGAUGAAAAAGUAGAUCUUCAUUUUAUUGCAUUAGUUCAUGUAGAUGGGCAUCUCUAUGAAUUAGAUGGGCGGAAACCAUUUCCAAUUAACCACGGGGAAACUAGUGAUGAAACUUUAUUAGAGGAUGCCAUAGAAGUUUGCAAGAAGUUUAUGGAACGUGACCCUGAUGAACUGAGAUUCAAUGCAAUUGCCCUAUCUGCAGCAUAGCUUGUCAGUGAUGGAAACACCAAAUACUGUAUUAUUUGCAACAAAAAUUAAAUUUCUGCUGCCAACACUAACUCAAAAAUUUUGAUAUUUUCAUUAACUUGACUGAUUAAACUUUAUGUGAAUUAAACUUUGA